This is a messenger RNA of Pyricularia grisea, 981 nucleotides long. RefSeq lists its product as uncharacterized. The coding region runs from base 1 to 981 and encodes 326 amino acids. NCBI's taxonomy places the organism in Eukaryota, Fungi, Ascomycota, Sordariomycetes, Magnaporthales, Pyriculariaceae. The transcript is spliced from 4 exons. The record is from RefSeq and is a predicted model, not a curated record.
AUGUCUGCCCCAAUUAAGGUUGUUGUUUUCGGAGCUACUGGCCGUAUUGGCCGCGUCGUAAUCGACGGCUUAAUAAGGUCGCCGACCAAGUUUGAAAUCGUGGCUGUGUCUCGCCCUUCGUCAAUCGACAAGCCGCAAAACGUCUGGUUUAGGGAGAACGGCGUGACGGUCGUGGGCCUCGAAAUCAACGGUCCGCGUGAACACCUCGUCGACGUCAUUAAGGGCGCCGACGUUGUUUUUGCGACAAUUAACCAAAAUGCCUUAGAGCAUCAGAAAAUUCUAAUUGACAUGUGCAAGGAUUUUGGUGUCGGCCGAUUUAUACCCGAUGCCUUUGGUCCGGUAAUGCCUCCAGUUGGGGCCAUGAGUAUAAGGGAUGCGAAGGAGAAAUAUUUCAACUAUAUGAAAUUGAAAAGAGUUCCGUACACCGUUAUCGACGUAGCUUGGUGGUAUCAGGUCCUGCCCUACAAGGUCCCCUCUGGUCGCGGCGACCACAUGAUACCUUUUGGUCCUGGCGACGCGAACCGUAUUCCUGGUGACGGUAAUAUUCGAGUAUCACUUUCCGAUGUGAACUCGGUCGGAGACAAAGUGGCCAGAAUUAUUGUCGAUCCGCGAACCAUUAACAAGUACGUUCACGUGUACGAUGAGGUAUUCACCCAUCACCAAAUGGUCCAAAUCCUUGAGGAUGUCAGCCAUGAGAAGGUGGAAAGGGUUUAUAAAACCGCUCAAGAUUAUCAAGACUCUAUUGCCGAGAUGAACAAAUUGCUUGCCGAGGACCCUAGCAACCACCAGGCCCUGAUAGGCCUAGUCAUGGCAGACUCUCAGGUUUCCCUCUCGGUACGUGGGGACUCCACCCCCGAGGUGGCCGAGUAUCUUGGCUAUCUGGAUGUUUACCAGCUGUACCCGGACCUGAAGCCCUCGAGACUGCGAGACUACUACCAGAGGGCUCUUGACGGCAAGGAGAAACCCACAUAUACAAAUUAA